AUGGCCUACGGCAAGUCCUCGAGCACGGACCCGCGGGUUUUCAACGACUUGGGUGCUGAGUGGGAGAGGCUCAACCAGACGGCAGUGAUUCCCGUCAUCUCUCGAUCCACUUUGGAUUGCGAGCGCCCUGCUGAGCGACGUGAGCGGCUCAAUGCGACGGCAGCAAAGAAGGAGGAGCUGCGCCAACAGCGUGCCGCGCAAAAGGUGCAGGAUGUCUUGGCUGACCGCUUCCACCAAAGGCCUUUGGCGAGCUCUGACGCACCCGCUGCGCAGCCCGUGCCGAGCUGGCGUGAGGCACAGGACCCGACUCAGGAUCGCAGAGGCAGCUCCAGGCCAAGCUGGGCAGUACCCAAGCCUUCGCUGCGUAUGCCACGGUCAAUGGAGGUUCUCCCCAUCGGCCAGGGGCCUGGUGCUGCGCCAUGGACGGUACCUCGAGUGGUUCACAGACCGGCUGCGCCGGAGCCAGCGGCAGAGGCGGCCGAGGCGAAGGAGAAGGAGACGAAGGAGGCCGCUUCUGAAGAGCUGGCAAGGCCCAGGCCUCGGGCCAAGUUCGCCACCUGGACCCGGGAGGUGAGCGGUCGAGCCCUGGCCUCGUCAGCCAAGGCUCACGCUCGUGCAUCGGAUUCCGGGCCGGUGGACGACAAGCCCUCCACAUCAAGAGAGCGUUUCUCAGGAGAGGAGGUGAUCAAGUCCAUGGCAGGGCAGGCCGAGCUGGAAACCAUGCCUGAUCAGCUCCGGAGAGAUCGGGACACAGUGGUAGCCGCUGUUCGAAGUGAUGGCCACGCCCUGCAGCAUGCCAGUGAGGACCUCAGAGCCGAUCGGCACGUUGUCCUUGCGGCGGUGAAGGAGAAUGGAUUGGCAUUGCGACACGCCGCGCAGGUGCUUUGCAGCGACCAAGACCUCGUGCUUGCAGCGGUUCGUCAGAAUGGCUUGGCCCUGCAACACGCCGCCCCAGAGCUGCGCAGAAGCUCAGCACUCGUCCUCGAGGCCCUCGCUUCUGACCCCCAGGCUGCUCGGUUUGUGUCGCGGGAGCUCUUGGAUGAUCGCGACUUCGUGAUUUCGGCCACUCCCUUUACUCGACGCAUUUUCGAGAAGGCUUCCUUCCGGCUCAAGCGCGACCUGGACGUUGUCCUGGAGGUGGUAGAACAAGACCCAGACACGUUCCUCUUCGCAGCUUGGGAGCUGCGCUGCGACCCACAGGCCGUCAGGGCUGUUGUCAGUACAGCAGGCUGUGCCAUCGCGCAUGCCUCACCCGACCUCCGACGGGACCCCUCCAUCCUGGCCGUUGCCGUCGCCAAUGACCCCAUGGCGAGAGCGGCCGCGCAAAGUGGUUAG
Messenger RNA from Symbiodinium natans, 1335 nucleotides. Lineage: Eukaryota; Dinophyceae; Suessiales; Symbiodiniaceae. The record is from the annotation of a GenBank genome assembly.